AUUAGGGAUUUCGAUUAGCAAUGGCAACCCAAUCAAUGUAUUCGGUGUGGGCGAUUCCACCGGAAGACGUGAGCGCCAGAUUCACCAACCUCAUGGCCUCCCUCCGAUCCGAUUUCGGCGGGCCCCAGUUCGAACCGCACAUCACCGUCGUCGGAGCUAUCAGCCUCACCGAAGACGACGCCCUCAACAAGUUCCGAUCGGCAUGCGAAGCCCUCAAACCUUUCCAUGCGCGCGUUGAGCGCGUGGCCACCGGUACCUUCUUCUACCAGUGCGUUUACCUCCUCCUUCACCCCGACCCUCACCUCCUCCAAACCAGUGCGCACUGCUCCUCCUAUUUCGGUUACACCAAUUCCACUCCUUAUAUGCCACACUUGAGCCUUCUCUAUGGAGACCUGAGUGAGGAAGAGAAGCAAAAGGCUCAAGAGAGAGCUAAUGUUGUUGAUGACAGCUUCAGUGGGUUGAGCUUUCAGAUAAGCAAGCUUGCGUUGUACAAAACAGACACAGAAGACAAAACUCUCAAAUCUUGGCAGAAAAUUGCUGAAUGCACUCUUAAUCCAAAUUAGCUCCUCAUUUUCAAUCAAACAAGCCUUUGUGUUGUCCAGGGUGACAUGAAUAAGAAAUACGCACUAAUCCUUAUGCGUGAAACAAAGCAGAGUAAAGCUAUUCUCAAAAGAUCGCAGUGCACAUAGACCACUAUUCAUGUUUCAGUUAAGUAGGACCAGUUAUAGUUUUCAUACUAUGUCAGUAUUCGGGAGACUUGUUUUCUAGGAUACGAGAACAGUGAUUAAAGUUGCCAAUUUAUGGCUGUAACACGUGACUGAGUUAUUGCUAGCAGCAAUUUCCUACGAUUCUUUACGAGGGUGAGCAUGCCAGCCAUAACAAUAACAUCAAACAGAAGUUAAAUGUCUCAUGGUUUUGCGGGAUUAUUAGAUUUCUAUGUUUAAGCCUAGUAGUAAGAAGACUUGUGUUAGGGAAUUAAUAAUGCAUGCACAUUUUAGAAAGCAUUAUAAAAGGGAUGCUAUAGCAUGGGAUUGUUCUGUAAAUGAGAAUGACGUUCAGCAAAAUGAUAGAUUUUCUGCACUCCAAAUCCCAAGAGAGAUCGCAUUUUUUUUCUUAUUCCAGUUUUCUUCUAGAUAUAAGGUGAUAAAAUAAUUGAUACUAGGACUUC
This is a messenger RNA of Abrus precatorius (Indian licorice), 1168 nucleotides long. RefSeq names its product cyclic phosphodiesterase-like. The transcript has 3 exons. NCBI's taxonomy places the organism in Eukaryota, Viridiplantae, Streptophyta, Magnoliopsida, Fabales, Fabaceae. Gene Ontology annotation, molecular function: 2',3'-cyclic-nucleotide 3'-phosphodiesterase activity. The record is from RefSeq and is a predicted model, not a curated record. The coding region runs from base 21 to 563 and encodes 180 amino acids. Gene Ontology annotation, biological process: cyclic nucleotide metabolic process.